GAAAAUAAUCUUUCUACAAUUACAGCGUAAAAGUCACCCUGAAAUAAGCUGUCAAUAAUUCUAUAUUAUUAUAAAACAUGAAUUUAAAAAAGAUUAACUAGUUAAAAUGAACAGGGUCCCAUUAUUUAACGAAUUUAGAUUGAUCGAGAGAAGUGAAUCUGAUAUCAAUGGAGUUUGGAAAGGCGCCCACCUCCUGCUGUUCUUCCUGGCCUUCGUGUUCGGCUCGUUCUGCACGUUUUGCUUUCACAUGCUGAUGUACCUGUUCGAUGAGAAAUGCGUCUUGUUCCCCAAGCUACUCUCGUUGACGUCAUUGCGGCAUAACGUCAUCUAUGAGUUCAUACCAUCUAGCAAGGAUCUUGCUGACAUGCCAGUGGACUUCCUGAGCACUCAAUGGGUUGAGAAGAGCACGUGUUCCCUGCCGACGUACGUGCCGCUGGUGUCGGGUAUCUUCGGCUUAGUGUGGACCACCAUGUUCCUUAUGUGUUCCACGGGCAGUAGGACCUUGACAGGGUUGCAGCGUCCGUGGCGAGUGCUGCCGCCAGUGUUCGUGUUCUCUCUGGCGAUGGGUGGUCUCUGUAUUUACUCGUCCGCCGUCACCCACUAUGGCCUACAAGAACUUUGUCUUAAACUCGGAGAAAUCACUGGGAGUUCAACGUGUACGUAUACUGUGAAUGUGGCGACCCUGACAUAUGAGCGUCGCAUCCGAGGCGUGUACCAAGCCACCCGCCUGACGAUCCUGUCGGCCUGGCUGCACACCGCCUGCUGGCUGCUCUCCGCACUGCUCGCCCUGGUGCGCGUCCUACUCGCCGUAGACUUCCAACUUGUUUGCGUCCACGUACGACUUCACGGAGAUGUCGAGAAAAUUCUGGAAAAGGAUGAAGUCCAAAUUAGAACAGUCUCCCCUGAUCCUUUUGAAAGAGAUAGCUUCACUGAUGUUUACAGCAAAUCACUAUUAAGAAAUAUUGGCGACGACGAUCAAGGUGAAAUAACAAUGUUGUUUGAUGACUCGGAAACAGUCCGGCACUCCGACUUACUAGAAGAACAAAUUUCCGAACUAUCGCUAGUUCCUGACGAAAAGAGGAAACUAGUGAGAUUAAGAGCAUACAAAGCUGUCGAGAAAGCCCACCAAUUUAUAGUAAGAGACUUGUAUAACUUACUAUAUACAAUGGUCAUACCUGAAUCUCCAAUAGAGUCAGUCUCAAUGGCCGGUUCUCUCACCAGUGUCGUUUCUAGUCGCUCCGUCGGCGAUAUUUCAAGUCGUCAAAUAAGCAUCAACAGACAAGUCGGUAGAGAAAACGUUGCAUCCCAACCGAAAGAUGUAAAGCCAUUUGAGAGUGCACAAGAAGACCCAACACUUGAUUUCCCUGAUGAAGUUGAAGAGAUAAUGAAAUCAGAAAGUUUCGUGAGCCUGGAACGUAUGGUAAGAAAAGUUAAAGAAGUUUUUGAUUUUAGAAAACAGAGAAUUGAAUUCGAACAGCCUACUACCUCAAGGGCCCUGGAGAGUCGUUCAGAAUCAGUAUUAAACUUGUCUGUUGAAAUGAGAAAUCUUUUAGACUUAGAUGAAGAGAAACUAAACCAAACAAAGAAAUCGAAUUUAAAAACGAUUGGUGUACAAACUGACAAGAGUAAGAAACGUAAACGCUCCGUACGAGUCAAGAUAGCAGACAGAGACAGCAGCCAACCAGAAACCGAGACCGAAUCUGACACUUCACCCGAUCUAAAGGAUGAAGUUGACAAAGAAACGCAAACCGGUCCUAAGGAAAAACAAGACUGAGAAACAAUGAGUGCUGAAUCCCGAAUCCCCAAAUCUUUUAGACGUAGUCAACAAGAAAUAAGCAUAGUCACACUAGCUUAUGUGGUCAAUGUUUUUGAAUUUACAGAAUAUAAUGAUUUCAGCACUACUGUUAA
Molecule: messenger RNA, 1908 nt
Organism: Trichoplusia ni (cabbage looper)
Lineage: Eukaryota; Metazoa; Arthropoda; Insecta; Lepidoptera; Noctuidae
Exons: 6
Coding region: 107-1774 (555 amino acids)
Source: RefSeq, a predicted model, not a curated record